AUGCGUGCACGAUUAGUAGAUGGGGUGCAGGAUGCUGCAACUCCAAAGCUUGAGAAUUUCCCUACCCCGGAAGGAGGUCACCCAAGUCCAGCCCCAUCUGGCCAGCCCAACACCACCAGUGAAGACAGCCAGCUCUUGGAGCCAGGGGAGCGACUCCAGGUCCGCCUGAUGAAUGGGAGCAGCCGGUGCAAAGGGACGGUGGAGGUCUGGUUCCGGCAGUCCUGGGAGCCCGCGUGCGGGGCACUCUGGGACCUCCGCGCCUCCGAGGCCGUGUGCCGCUCGUUGGGCUGCGGCCGGGCGGAGCCGCUGGAACAGCCCGUCCCGCCGACCCCGGCGCUGUCGCCUGGUGCAGCCGCGGGAAACGCCAGCUGGGCCCCGAAUACCACGUGGGCCCUAGCGCCCACCGUCCAGUGCAGAGGCCCCGAAUGGCAGCUCUGCAAGGUGGUGGAGCACGCGUGCAGCAGCGACGAGAGGCCGGUCCAGGUCACCUGUGCAGAAAACCUCGAUCUGAAAUUGGUGGGUGGUGGCAGCCCGUGCGAGGGCCGCGUGGAGAUGCUGGAGCACGGACAGUGGGGUUCGGUGUGUGACGACACGUGGGACCUGGACGAUGCCCACGUGGUGUGCCGGCAACUGAGCUGCGGCUGGGCAAUCCAGGCCCUGCCCGGCUUGCACUUUGCCCCUGGCCAAGGACGCAUCCACCGGGACCAAGUGAACUGUUCCGGGUCGGAGACCUACCUGUGGGACUGCCUGGGCCUGCCGGGAAACGGCUACUGUGGCCACAAGGAGGACGCCGGCGUGGUGUGCUCAGAGCACCAGUCCUGGCGCCUGACCGGGGGCGCUGACCCCUGCGAGGGCCAGGUGGAGGUGUACUUCCGAGGGGUCUGGAACACAGUGUGUGACAGUACGUGGUACGAACCAGAGGCCAAGGUGCUCUGCCGGGACUUGGGCUGUGGGACUCUGGCCCGGGUGCCCAAGGGGCUGCCACACUCCCUGUCGGGCAAGAUGUACUACUCAUGCGAGGGAGGGGAGCCCACGCUCUCUGAGUGCUUCUGGCGGUUCAAUAACUCCAACCUCUGCAGACAAUCACAGGCAGCCAGGGUCCUCUGCUCAGGUGCCCGGAGCCUGCUCAAUCUGUCCACUUCUGAAAUCCCUGCAAGUGGUCAGCCGGUCACUGUGGAAUCUUCUGUGACGGUGAAAAUGAAGGACUGGGAAUCUCAAGAGCUAAUGCUUCUCAUCCCUUGCAUCGUUCUGGGAAUUCUCCUUCUUGUCUCACUCAGUUUCAUAGCCAUCAUCCUCUUGAGAAUUAAAGGAAAAUACGCCCUCCCCGCUAUGGUGAACCACCAGCACCUACCCACCACCACCCCAGCGGGGACCACAAGCUAUCAAGAGGUUCCCAUCACCAUCGCCAAAGAAGAAAUUCCCAAGCUGCCCAUCCAGGUCCAGGCUCCGCCCCCCGAAGACUCGAACUCCAGCUCGGACUCAGACUAUGAGCCCUAUGACUUCAGCAGCCAGCCUCCUGUGGCCCUGACCACCUUCUACAAUUCCCAGCGGCACCGUUUCACAGAUGAAGAGGUCGGGCAGAACAGGUUCCAGAUGCCCCCCUUGGAGGAAGGACUCGAAGAGGUGCAUGCCUCCCGGGUCCCACCUGCCAACCCUGAACACUGCAUUGCAGACCCCCGCUCCACGGGCCCUCAGCACCGCCCAAGGAGCAAGGGCGGCUCCAGCACAUCUUCAGGGGAGGAGUGCUGUAAGAGCCCUGGCAGAAGGCUACCUCCGUGGAACUCUCAAGUGUUUUCUUCAGAGAGGAACCCCCUGCCGGGUCAGCCCCUGAGCUUGGAGCUGGCUGGCUCCCAGGCAACUUUUCCAGCAGGGCCCUCGGCUGAUGACAGCUCCAGCACCUCCUCCGGAGAGUGGUACCAGAACUUCCAGCCGCCGCCCCAGCUCCCAUCUGCUGAGCAGUUUGGAUGUCCAGGGUCCCUCACUCCCCAGCCUGACUCCUCCUCCAAUGAAGACUAUGAUGACAUUGGAGCAGCCUAG
Lipotes vexillifer (Yangtze River dolphin) is the source of this 2037-nucleotide messenger RNA. It is a transcript of the gene CD6, whose product is annotated as CD6 molecule. Gene Ontology annotation, cellular component: membrane. NCBI's taxonomy places the organism in Eukaryota, Metazoa, Chordata, Mammalia, Artiodactyla, Lipotidae. The transcript has 13 exons. The coding region runs from base 1 to 2037 and encodes 678 amino acids. The record is from RefSeq and is a predicted model, not a curated record.